This is a messenger RNA of Mangifera indica (mango), 591 nucleotides long. RefSeq names its product cytochrome b561 and DOMON domain-containing protein At5g35735-like. The record is from RefSeq and is a predicted model, not a curated record. Lineage: Eukaryota; Viridiplantae; Streptophyta; Magnoliopsida; Sapindales; Anacardiaceae. The transcript has a single exon. The coding region runs from base 1 to 591 and encodes 196 amino acids.
AUGGAUAUAUCUUUAAAAUCUGCCUUGUUUUGUUGUGUUUUGUUUGCUGUUUGUGUUUCAUCCUAUGGCCAGAAUUGCGGUAGCUAUAGUUUUACAAGCAAUAAACAAUAUAGCUUAUGCAGUGAUCUACCUGUAUUGAAUUCAUCUCUCCACUGGAAUUAUGAUUCAGCUACUACUACAGUUGAUCUUGCAUUUCGUCAUACUGGAACUACUUCAUCGCAAUGGGUAGCUUGGGCCCUGAACCCUUCUGGACAAUUCAUGGGAGGGUCUCAGUGCCUUGUGGCUUUGCAAACUUCCGCCGGUGUUCGUCCUUACACCGCACCGAUAGGUGCCUCCGAAUCGAUCCCACAGUUGACAGAGGCUACUUUGGCCUUCGGAGUUUCAAACCUUUCAGCUACUUUGGAGGGUGGUGAAAUGAUAAUCUUUGCCAAACUGCAACUUACUAGUCAAUUUUUAUCAACCAACCAGCUUUGGCAAGUAGGUCCGAUGAAUGGAGAUAGCCCUGGUACGCAUCCCACAAGUGGAGAUAAUGUAAGAUCAGUUUCAACCAUUAAUUUCGCCAGUGGUGAGACUACAGCUGGUGGAAACUGA